GGUUCUCACCAGUCUAAUAUGAGUGGCGUCUCACUGGAGACUUUUACAGAGAAAUCCAAGUGUGUUUGUUCGAAAUGGCAGAAACCGCUCCAGCAGCACCCACACUGACUAAAUCGCCAAAGAAAAAAGCGAGCGCGAAGGCUAAAAAGACCGGCCCUAGCGUCUCUGAUUUGAUCGUCAAGGCUGUGUCGGCUUCAAAAGAGCGCCACGGGCUCUCGUUGGCUGGGCUCAAGAAGGCUCUUGUCGCCGGUGGCUACGAUCUGGAGAAGAAUAAUGCCCGCGUCAAACUGUCCGUAAAAAGCCUUGUGAGCAAAGGCUCUCUCGUGCAGACUAAAGGCACCGGGGCUUCUGGAUCCUUUAAAAUCAAUAAGAAACAGUCAGAACCCAAGGUAAAGUCCGCCAAGAAAAAGGCGACACCGAAAAAGAAGCCGGUGGUGAAAAAGCCCGCUGCCGCCAAGAAAGUGAAGAAACCGGCAGCGAAGAAACCCGGGGCAGCCAAGAAAACUGCUAAGAAGCCUGCAGCAGCAAAGAAAGCCACCAAGAGCCCUAAGAAGGCGAAGCCGGCUGCAAAGCCCAAAAAGGCUGUUAAGAGCCCGAAGAAGGCUAAAGCAGCAAAGCUUAAGGUGGCCAAAGCGAAGACUGUAAAGAAGGCAGCACCGAAAAAGAAGUGAUCCGUUUGUAGCGUCCGAUAGCUGUACACGAAUGGCUCUUUUAAGA
Messenger RNA from Polypterus senegalus (gray bichir), 717 nucleotides. Its product is annotated as histone H1-like. The transcript has a single exon. Gene Ontology annotation, cellular component: nucleosome. Lineage: Eukaryota; Metazoa; Chordata; Cladistia; Polypteriformes; Polypteridae. Gene Ontology annotation, molecular function: structural constituent of chromatin; DNA binding. Gene Ontology annotation, biological process: nucleosome assembly. Bases 75 to 671 code for a protein of 198 amino acids. The record is from RefSeq and is a predicted model, not a curated record.